GUUCGAUCAGUUUCGGCCGUGAGCUGAAGGUGGGAAUUUGAAAUUUCAAAGUUUACAUUUGGUCUAAAGAGUGAGGUGUGCUUGUGCCUGUGCUUGUUUUGUGUGGAUUAAUCUUAUAUUUUCGAUAAAAUUGAAACAGAAAAAAUAGUUGCAAAAUGCGUGGAUUAUUAGCUUUGGUGUUUGCCCUUUUGGUGGCGACAAAUUCAGUCAAUUCAGGAGCUAUCUAUCGGCGUUAUCGUGAACUUGAGCUUCCUGUUGGCGGCCAAAGCGAUGCUCAGUCCUUGCCAGCCGAGAACUAUGUCUCCGAGCUGCGAAAGAACCAAAUCCCCGUUCAAGUUGUCGAGGUUAUCGAGCCAGUUCUAGUCGUGAAACCAGUUGAGAAUCUCCGCAGCGUGGAACCCCAACUUACCAUCGCUGAAUCUGAGCCAGCGGCAGUGAUUACCAACGAAAUUAUUCCCGAGAAGCUAGAGAAGCUCGAAGAGAAUCUUGAAGCUGUGCGUGCCAUCGAACAAGCAGUGGUUGCUCAGGAGCAGGAACUUCAACAGCCCAUCGCUGAAGCUGUGGUUGCUGUUGCCGAGCAAGGGCAAGGCCAGCAGCAACAGCAACAAUUGCGUAACAUUGAACCUGAAGCACCAGCUGCACCUGCCAUUUUACUUGUCGAAGAAGCACCUUUGCCCCAAAAGAAUGAAGAAACUCUUACAGAAAGUAUCGAAAAGAAACUUGAACAGUUACCCGCUUCCGCAGAAAGCCUUCCAGCAGCACUUCCCGAAGCUCUGCCAGAAUCCCUUCAAAAAGAACCCCUAGUUUUGGCUAUCAUCGAAGAAAAGAAACCAGAACAAGACAAACCACUUGCUGCUGAACUCCCCGAACUGAAAGCUAUCAAAUCAGAAGAACCAGCUAAGGAUAUCAUUCCAGAAGCUUCAGCUGCCCAAGAAGUUGCUCUCCCAGCUGCAAUUGAAAAACAAUCUGAUUUGAAAUCGGUAGAAGAACAACAAUCUCCUGCCGAAGUCCAGCCCCAACUUAAGACACUCAAAGAGGAAACACUCCCUAUUGAAGCAUCAAAAUUAGACGAAUUACUCAAAGAGGAAAUUAUUGAGAAGAAAGAAGAAGAAAAGAAAGAGCAAAUCAAAGAAGACAAGAAGGAAAUCCUUAAGGAAGCAAUCCAAGAGGCAAUCAAGGAAGAUAUCAAAGAAGUUCUCAAGGAAAAAAGCCAAGCUAAUGAAAUCAAACAGCAAGCACAAGACUUAGAGGCCCCAAUUAGUGGAAGACAGGCAGACAGUGCUGACCCCGGUCCAACAACUGCUCGUCCCGCCCAACCUGGAUUCAUCCAACAACUCGUCCAGAACACCCCUCUAGGUCAACUCCUUACCAACUUCAACGGAGCUAAUAACCAAGCUGCCCCUGAACAGAACACCCCAGUCGCCACGGCUGCAACCUUCAUCCAGGCCUUGCAGAACACAACAUCUCAGAUCACCAACAGCAUCCAACAGGGCUUCCAACAGCAGUUGCAGUCUCUGCAGACCACUUUUUCUGGUCAACAGCCACAGCAAGCAGCCGUCUCGAGUGAUGCUGCAGCCCCCGCAGCUGCCACACCCCGCCCACAGGGUCCUUUCCAAUCCAUCGUUACUUCUUUUCUAGGAAAUGGUGCCCAGGGUCAGCAACAAGCCGCCCCAGCACCAACACAACAAGGUGGCCCACUCCAGGGAAUCCUCAAUCUCUUCGGAGGUAACCGUGCUCCUGGCGCAAGCCCAUCCUCGUCAACUCCUGCCGCAGAACCAGUCAAAGACGAAAUUGCCCCCGCAUCAGCGGAAGCAGUCGCCCCUGCCGCCGAAGAAGUCAGUCCUGAGUCCGCACGUGACAGUGUCGAAGCAGCUGACGAUAGUCUAGAAUCGGCCAAGCCCGAUGAAAUUGUCGUCAAUGACGAUGAUAUCCAUCACGAAUAGGACAUAAGUUUUUAGAAUUUAACUUCACAAAAAGUGGCACACUUUGACUGAUUGUGCUGAGCGUAUUCAGCGGAAAAGCCAUUCUUUUAAUUUUUAUUUCAACAAAAAUUUUGAGUUUAGGAAUUUUCUAUUUUUUUAUAUUUUAUCUAAUAUUAUUAUUUUUUUUAAUUUAUGUAUUUAUUAUUUUUUUGUGUAACUAAAUUAUUAUCAAAAAAACAACAAACAAAAACGGAAUACAAAAAACAGUAAACAAAUAAUAGAAAACAAAUUCGGAUCUAAUCACUUAUACAUAAUAUUAUUAUAUGAGUAAUAUUAAGUUCUAUAAAACUUUGUCUGUUUUUGUGACAUUGCUGCGAUUGUAAUAAAAUGAUUUAAAUAUAACGAAUAAAUAAAUAAAAAAAGGUAUAAAAAU
Eupeodes corollae is the source of this 2355-nucleotide messenger RNA. RefSeq names its product 20-hydroxyecdysone protein (gene ImpE2). The transcript has a single exon. The coding region runs from base 156 to 1943 and encodes 595 amino acids. Lineage: Eukaryota; Metazoa; Arthropoda; Insecta; Diptera; Syrphidae. The record is from RefSeq and is a predicted model, not a curated record.